This is a messenger RNA of Lactuca sativa (garden lettuce), 1012 nucleotides long. Its product is annotated as transcription factor DIVARICATA. The record is from RefSeq and is a predicted model, not a curated record. NCBI's taxonomy places the organism in Eukaryota, Viridiplantae, Streptophyta, Magnoliopsida, Asterales, Asteraceae. Gene Ontology annotation, molecular function: DNA binding.
CCCCCAAAGCACAAAUAAAUGCCAGAUUAUCAUGAUUGUAAAUUUGUAUUUUGUAUGGAUGAUGCCAUAAUUUAUUAAAACUAAAAUCUCCAAAAUAAAAUUACGCAUUUUGUUGUUAUUAUUAUUAUUUUGAACCGCAAAUACAUUUAAUGAUUGUGAGAUUCUAGAAUCCCUAAGAUUCCUCAACGGAUACGCCUAGAUAUAUAUAAAUCCAUAAAACCUAGAAGUUAUUUGUAGAUAAAGAUUUGGAGAGAGAUUAAAAGAAGGCAUGGAGAACAAAAACAAUUCAGGUAAGUACCAUGAAUGCGAAUCUCUUGCGAAGACAACGUGGUCGAGAUAUGAAGACAAACUUUUUGAGACGGCUUUGGUGGAUGUUCCGGAGAAUAUCGAAGAGCGGUGGCAAAAGAUAGCUGACGCCGUUCCAGGUAAGACGGUGGAAGAGGCGAAGGUUCGCUAUGCUGAGCUAUUGCAUGAUUUAGAUGAGAUUGAAUCAGGUCGGUUUGAGUUGCCCAAGUAUCCAGAAGAUUAUGAUGUAAUUAAGGAAUCGUUUGUGAGUUCGGAUUCUGAAUUUAGAAGUAGAAAAGUCGAACAGAGGAAGAAAGGGACUUCCUGGACUGAAGAAGAACACAGGAAAUUCUUGGAGGGGUUGAAAGAGUAUGGAAAAGGUGAUUGGCGAAGUAUAUCAAGAAACUGCGUGAUCACAAGGACGCCCACGCAAGUGGCAAGCCAUGCACAGAAGUAUUUCCUCCGACAGAGUAAUUCGCAGACAAAAGAGAGGAAGAGAGCAAGCAUCCAUGACAUAACCACCACAGAUACCACCACAAUGGUGGUGCAGCCACCGCAGCCCACUAACAUGUAUGGUGGCCAAGGUGGAGCACCACCCCAAAUUGGGUAUGAAUAUCAAAAUAACUUUGGGUUCCCUAAUUAAUUGAAGAUCAAAAUCUAGAUGACCAAUUUAGUACAAAUUAAUAUACCCCUCCCUUAUUGAAAAAUUAAAAAAAUAAAAAAAUAA